This is a messenger RNA of Heteronotia binoei (common prickly gecko), 1433 nucleotides long. RefSeq names its product meiotic double-stranded break formation protein 4 (gene MEI4). Bases 1 to 1221 code for a protein of 406 amino acids. The record is from RefSeq and is a predicted model, not a curated record. Lineage: Eukaryota; Metazoa; Chordata; Lepidosauria; Squamata; Gekkonidae. Gene Ontology annotation, biological process: oogenesis; spermatogenesis; DNA recombination. Gene Ontology annotation, cellular component: lateral element. The transcript is spliced from 5 exons.
AUGGGGAAAGAAAUAAAAGAUAGAAAAGAUGUGACAUGGUACUUGAAAAUCUCACAGUUGGCACUGGCUUUAGCUAUUAUCCACGCAAAACCACCAGAUAAAAGUAGUAAAGAAUAUACAGAGCACCUGGCCAAGGUUGUAUCUGGACCGGAUUCCAAGUGGAAGUCAAAAGCUGAGGCAUUGGAAGCUGAAGUUCUUCAUUUAAGGCAGCAGCUGUAUUUGAGCAAACUUUCCUCAGGAUUUUGUUUGGAAAAUUGGAAUUCAGCUGUCAUAGGGGAGACUGUGUUAUCUACCAAUACAGAAGACUGUUCAGACCAUUUUGAAGAUUCUGGAUGUGAUGUUUCAAGUAACUGUAUUGCUGAUCCUCUAGAGAAUUUGUUUACGUCCACCUCAAGUGAAUGUGGUAGCAACAGUUCUAUAUCUGUUAUCCCAUCAAGUGUGCAUCCAAUAUUGACUCCUUGCCAUGCCUUCAAGACAGAUUAUUUGGUUGCUCACAUGCAGUUCCUACAACGUAUCCUUGAACUAAAAAAACUGGCAGAAUCUGGAGGCCUGAGAACAGAUUUGAAAAAACUUGGAAUUGAUUCCUCCAGAGUAUCAGAUUCUCUCUCUCAAUUAGUUGAUGGCUUGGUUACUUCAUAUAGCCUUCCCGAACUCCCUUUUUCAAUUUUUCCGAAGCAGACAGUUCUUGUCAUCACCAAGUUAUUAAGUGAUGCUGACUUAUCUCAACAGAUUGUGGGAAAGUGUUUCAGAAAGCUGGAAGAAUCUGUAAAAAGACUUGUUGCCAUUGUUUUGAAUAACGGUGAUCUCAAUCGAUUUCAGGUGCAAGAUUCCAUAUCCCAUGCUCUUGUGUUGUUGGGUAAAUGCAGCACAUUAAGGAACUCCACAAUAUCCUUGCUUUUCAGAGAAGUCAGUCGAUUUGCACAUGAGUUGCAGCAUACCAAUGAGGUUCAAGCCAAGUAUGCUAUUCAGUAUGAAAAUAUUUUCUUUCUGUGUAGAAUUUUGGAACAGCUUCUUGAAAGAGGGACCGGGCAAGAAAAUGCUGCUAGUUCCAUCUGUGAUGAAGAAGAGAAAAAGAAGUUUCUGCAGAACCUUGAUCAAGCUAUUUUUCAUCUCUCUGAUGAGUUCCCCUUGUUUUGUAUUUAUUUAUGGCGAAUAGGUACUCUGUUGAAUGCAGCAGAAAUACAAACUGCUGGUGAGAGAAAUUGGCCUGCUCCAAAGUAAUAAAUUAUUUCUAAUAAAUUAGAGCAGAGGGAAAGAACCAAGACUGAGCAGUGUUCACAUUUAAAGGAAGUAUGUAAUCACAAUGAGCGUGAAAUACUAUCACAACAGUGAUUAUGCCAUUUCCUUUUCUGGUAUCAAAAAUUGCUUUAGAAGGUGUAAGCAGUUUCAUGGUUUCAGUUGUCAGGAGUAUGUUUGAAUAACAGAACCCUGAG